Messenger RNA from Elephantulus edwardii (Cape elephant shrew), 3132 nucleotides. RefSeq names its product zinc finger protein 628 (gene ZNF628). The record is from RefSeq and is a predicted model, not a curated record. NCBI's taxonomy places the organism in Eukaryota, Metazoa, Chordata, Mammalia, Macroscelidea, Macroscelididae. Gene Ontology annotation, biological process: regulation of transcription by RNA polymerase II. Bases 1 to 3132 code for a protein of 1043 amino acids. The transcript has 2 exons. Gene Ontology annotation, molecular function: DNA-binding transcription factor activity, RNA polymerase II-specific; RNA polymerase II cis-regulatory region sequence-specific DNA binding.
AUGGUCGGCUCGCACGUGGACAUGGCUCCAGCCGCCACCUCCGAGGGCGCAGGCGAGAAGCCCGGCCCCGCUGCCCCAGCCCCCGUGGCGCAGUACGAGUGUGGCGAGUGCGGGAAGGCCUUCCGCUGGUCCUCGCGCCUCCUGCACCACCAGCGCACGCACACGGGUGAGCGGCCCUACAAGUGCCCGGACUGCCCCAAGGCCUUCAAGGGCUCGUCGGCGCUGCUUUACCACCAGCGCGGCCACACGGGCGAGCGGCCCUACCAGUGCCCGGACUGCCCCAAGGCCUUCAAGCGCUCGUCGCUGCUGCAGAUCCACCGCAGCGUGCACACGGGCCUGCGCGCCUUCACCUGCGGCCAGUGCGGCCUGGCCUUCAAGUGGUCCUCGCACUACCAGUACCACCUGCGCCAGCACACGGGCGAGCGGCCCUACCUGUGCCCGGACUGCCCCAAGGCCUUCAAGAACUCGUCCAGCCUGCGCCGCCACCGGCACGUGCACACGGGCGAGCGGCCCUACGCCUGCGCCGUGUGCGGGAAGAGCUUCACGCAGAGCACCAACCUGCGGCAGCACCAGCGUGUGCACACGGGCGAGCGGCCCUUCCGCUGCGCGCUCUGCCCCAAGACCUUCACGCACUCGUCCAACCUGCUGCUGCACCAGCGCACGCACGGCGCCCCGGCCAACCCCGCGCCAGGCCCCGCCGGCCCCCAGCCCCGCUGCGAGCCCUGCGGCAAGGUCUUCGCCUCCGAUGCCUUCCUCCAGCAGCACCUGCAGACCCACCCCGCGCCCGCGCCCGCACCCGCCGUCCCAGAGCUCUUCCUGGCCGCCGCCGAGACCACGGUGGAGCUGGUGUUCCGCUGUGAUGGCUGCGAGCUGGGCUUCGGCAGCGAAGAGCUGCUCCUGCAACACCAGCCCUGCCCGGGCCCCGAGGCUGCGCCCCCAGCCUCGGACGCGCCCACCACCGCUGCCGCAGCCCCGGCAGUGCCCCAGCCUGACACGCCGCCUCCCGAGCUGUCCCCGGCCUCAUCCUCGGCCCUGCCUCCCCCCUCGGCGCCGGCCGCCCCCAGCUUCGCCUGCCUGCCCUGCGGCAAAUCCUUCCGGACCGUGGCUAGCCUCUCGCGCCACCAGCACAGCCACGGCGCGGCCGGCGGCCAGGCUUUCCGCUGCGGCAGCUGCGACGGGGCGUUCCCGCAGCUGGCCAGCCUCCUGGCGCACCAGCAGUGCCACGUGGAGGAGGCGGCCGCCGGGCGUCCUCCCCCGCAGGCCGAGGCGGCCGAGGUCACCUGCCCGCAGGAGCCUCCGCCGCUCCCGGCCUCUGCGGUGUCGGCCGAGCGGCCCUACAAGUGUGGCGAGUGCGGCAAGGCCUUCAAGGGCUCCUCGGGGCUGCGCUACCACCUGCGGGACCAUACGGGCGAGCGGCCCUACCAGUGUGGCGAGUGCGGCAAGGCCUUCAAGCGCUCGUCGCUGCUGGCCAUCCACCAGCGCGUGCACACGGGCCUGCGCGCCUUCACCUGCGGCCAGUGCGGCCUCACCUUCAAGUGGUCUUCGCACUACCAGUACCACCUGCGGCUGCACUCUGGCGAACGGCCGUACGCCUGCAGUGAGUGCGGCAAGGCCUUCCGCAACACGUCGUGCCUGCGCCGCCACCGGCAUGUGCACACAGGCGAGCGGCCACACUCGUGCGCAGUGUGUGGGAAGAGCUUCGCGCAGACGUCCAACCUGCGGCAGCACCAGCGUGUGCACACGGGCGAGCGGCCCUUCCGCUGUGCGCUCUGCCCCAAGACCUUCACGCACUCGUCCAACCUGCUGCUGCACCAGCGCACGCACUCAGCCGAGCGCCCCUUCGCCUGCCCGGUCUGCGGCCGCGGCUUCGUCAUGGCCGCCUACCUGCAGCGUCAUCUACGGACCCACACCCCAGCCAACCCUGCCCCUGGCCCCGCCCCCCCCGCCCCGCCCGCCCCUCUGGCCGCAGCCCCCGCCCCACCUGCCACGCAGGACGUCCACGUGCUCCCGCACCUGCAGGCCACCCUCUCCCUGGACCUUGCAGGAAGCGCAGUGCAGGCCCAGUCCCUGGGCCCCACCACCCCCAAUUCCCAGACAUUCCUCCUGGUGCAGACAGCCCAGGGCCUCCAGCUGAUUCCCAGCAGUGUCCAGCCCCCUGCGCCGCCACCACCACCGCCCCCCAAGCUCAUCCUGCUGCCUCCCCCCAGCGCCAGUGGGGGCUGCGGCCGGGCCAGGCAGAAGCCUCAGGUGGUGGGGAAGGCACCGGGCGCAGGUGUGGUCUGGCUGCCCGGCACUGGGGGGCUGGGGGUGCAGGGAGGGGGUUGCCCUGCGAGCAGCGGGGCGGGGCAGAGCCUCAUCGUCUUACAGAACGUGGGCAGUGGGGAUGCUGGAGCGCAGGAAAUCAGUGGUGUCCAGCUUCAGCCCUUGCGGCCAGCCCAGGAAGUGACUACGGUCCAGCUCCAGCCAGCCCAAGAGGUGACCACGGUCCAGCUCCAGCCGGCCCAAGAGGUGACCACGGUCCAGCUCCAGCCAACCCAGGAGGUGACCACGGUCCAGCUGCAGCCCGUGGCGGGUCAGCUCCCCAAUCCCAGUGGGGGCACCGUGACGGCUGAGACCUCCAACCUGCUGGUGGUUCAAAGUGGGGCCACAGAGAAUCUGCUUGCAGGCACCGGCCCAGGGGAGGCGGGGGACGGAGAGGCCGGCACUGGCGUGGUCCAGGAUGUCCACUUUGAGACCCUGCAGACGGACGAGGGCCUGCAGAGUGUCCUCGUGCUGAGUGGGGCGGACGGGGAGCAGACUCGUCUGUGCGUGCAGGAGGUGGAGACGCUCCCUGCAGGGCUGACAGAGCCCUCGGCCCCCGGCCCCUCAGGCCAGAAGCUCCUCAUCAUCCGCAGCGCCCCGACCACCGAAUUGCUGGACAACAGUGGCGUGGCGGGCAGCGGUGCCACGCUGCAGCUCCUGGCCCCACCCCCACCGGGGCCGUUGCCUGCGCCUGCGCCCCUCCCCUCGGCACCCACUCCCCAGGUGGUCCAGGUGGUCGGUGCCGCCCCGGGGGCCACGACCCCGCAAGGCCUGCCGGCCAUCCAGAUUGUGCACACCCUGCCCGCGGUCCAGCUCGUACACACCUUCUGA